Molecule: messenger RNA, 3459 nt
Organism: Pelobates fuscus (common spadefoot toad)
Lineage: Eukaryota; Metazoa; Chordata; Amphibia; Anura; Pelobatidae
Gene: IKZF4
Product: IKAROS family zinc finger 4
Exons: 8
Coding region: 128-1768 (546 amino acids)
Biological process (GO): regulation of transcription by RNA polymerase II
Molecular function (GO): DNA-binding transcription factor activity; RNA polymerase II cis-regulatory region sequence-specific DNA binding
Source: RefSeq, a predicted model, not a curated record
GCUGCCCCGGAAGUUGUCGCCGGGGCCGGUUCAGCUCCGGUGAAGUCAACGCCGCACACCGUGGGGCCCUUUGGCGGUGCAGGACAGACCCGGCACCUGGGGAGGGCAGCAGGACGGCCGGGUGUGGAUGAGGCUCCUAGCGGGGGAGCCGCAGCAGCAGAGAAGCAAGUUGAAGAUGGAAAUUGAGGACUACAAUGGCCGCUCUUAUAUCUCUGCUGGUGACUCUUCCUUGGAAAAGGAUUUCUCAGAAGCUUUGAUCAGACCCACUGUGAGUACUCCAAAUAGUCGCCAUUCAUCCCCGACCCGAUCGCUGAGUGCUAAUUCCAUCAAAGUAGAAAUGUAUAGUGAUGAUGAAUCUGGACGCCUUCUUGUCCACGACGACCGACUAAGUGAGAAAGACGAUGGGGGCUUGCCUGAUGACUCGCUGGUCGAGCCACUAGGCUACUGUGAUGGUUCUGGUCAAGACCCACAUUCUCCUGGAGGCAUUCGCCUCCCCAAUGGCAAACUGAAGUGUGAUAUUUGUGGAAUGGUCUGCAUUGGACCGAACGUUCUGAUGGUGCAUAAAAGAAGCCACACGGCACUCAGCGGGGACUUUAUGUUUGAUGCUGUUUCAGGUGAGCGACCUUUUCACUGUAACCAGUGUGGUGCCUCAUUUACUCAGAAGGGGAACCUAUUAAGGCACAUCAAACUGCACUCGGGUGAGAAGCCUUUCAAGUGCCCAUUCUGUAACUACGCUUGCCGUCGUCGAGAUGCACUAACAGGUCACCUGCGCACCCACGCUGUCUCCUCCCCCACAGUCGGCAAGCCCUACAAGUGCAACUACUGCGGCCGCAGCUACAAACAGCAGAACACGCUGGAAGAACAUAAGGAGCGAUGCCACAACUACUUGCAGAGCCUCAGUAAUGAAGCCCAGCAUCUCCCUGCACAUCAAGGUGAGGAGAUUCGAGACCUGGUGCUGAGACCAGAUUCACUACUGCAUCUCUCCUCUGACCCGCCGUCUUAUAUGGACCGGCUGGCAUGCAGCCUUACUAAACGCAAGCGCUCCACACCUCAGAAAUUUAUGGGAGAGAAACAGAUGCGGUUGAGUCUGAAUGACCUCCCGUAUGACAUGAACUCGAGUUUCGAUAAAGAUGUAGAAAUGGUGCCCCAUCACCCUCUGGAUCCUGCCUAUGGCAACGCAUUGGCUUUUGUGGGAGGACCUAUGCGCUUACCACCAUCAAACUGUAUCUCAGAGAUCACUCCGGUUAUUAGCUCAGUGUACACCCAACUACAGCCCAUGCAAGGAAGGCCAGACAUGCCAGGAAAUCGGGAAGCAGCAGAGGGUCAUGAGGACCUACCUGAUGGAACACAAAUUCAUUACAGAGGACGAAGUGAGCAUGGGGCUUCCCCUACAAAUGGCUGCCAGGACUCCGCAACAGACACUGAAAGCAACCAUGAGGAGAGGGGAUCCCAGGCUACCAGCAGCCGGCAGAGCCCAGCCUACGCCAAAGAGGACCAGAAACCACCUGAGGCAGGGGUAGUACACCCCUCCCGCUCAUUGCCUGGCACUGCCAAAGAAACCCUGCGAGUGCUGGGAGAGGAUGGGGAGCAAGUAAAAGCAUUUAAGUGUGAGCACUGUCGGGUACUCUUCCUGGACCAUGUAAUGUUUACAAUCCACAUGGGUUGCCAUGGCUUCAGAGACCCUUUCGAGUGCAAUAUCUGCGGCUAUCAUAGCCAGGACCGGUACGAGUUUUCAUCACAUAUUGUGAGAGGGGAGCACAAGGUUUAACAGAGGGAACAGGGGUGGAGCAAGGGAAACUGCACUCACCCCAUAGGGCACAGAUGCACAGUCUUGCCUAGUGGCAGACACCAAUUUAUGGCUAGGCCUUUCUAAGCGUGGCCCCUUUAAAAGGUUUUAGUCUUUUGUUGGUUUUAUUUUUGAUUUUUUGAUUUUUUUUUUUUUUACACAUAAUGGGUGGGUAAUUAAAAUUAAAGCACCUUUACAUGUUUUGUUUUCUUAUUUCACUACAUUUCACUACUGUAAUCCACAUGUUAUGUGUUUGCAAUUGCAAAUAAUGAUGUAUUUUGUCCCAACUACCUAAGAGUUACAUAUGACAGAACCAUUAACCUAUCUACAGUGACAUUUCUACUUCAUAUGGCAUAUUAACAGAAAUAGGGAAUGAAGCAAUUUUAAUUUUUUAAUUUUUUUUUUUAAAGGGGUCAAGGCACUACUGGAUUAAUGGUCAUGUGAGCUUGUUAGACGAAGAUACAAAUUGCUGGUUAUCUAGCCUCACUUUGGUUCAUGCACUUAAAGUGCCUUGUUGCCUGUUGGGGUACACUCUCCCCAAGAUAGUACAGUGUUAAAAGUAAAAGUCUUUAGCUUUGCUGCCAGAUGGGAAGUAGUUAGCUAGUUUAUCAAAGUUAUUAGUUCCCUUGUCUAGGUCUUUAUUUUUCAAGGGAUGGUCUCCCAGUCUCAAAAUCUAUUAACCUCCUGACUUCUAAAUACGCACAUAGCUCCACAACUAUCUCCAGCAAAGGACUUGGGGAGUAGCAGGGCUGGUCUAUCCCUUGAAAGUGGUUAAGUGAUAUCGCCGGUUUUCUCAGCACUUUUGGAAGUGAGGAUACAAAACUGUACUUGCCACUCAAAUCUCUAAAGCACUCUAUCUCUUACUUCCUUGCCCAACAAUGUGUUCUUCUUUGCACUGACAGAUUGACAACAGACUAAUGAAAGUGAAUUAUUUGCAUAUUGAAAGAUAAACUGCUACCAAGAAGAAGUCCUUAGAGGGUUAAAAAAACAAAACUAGCAAACAAACUAAAAAAAUAAAAUAAAAAUAAAUCUAUUUAAAUAUUGUUAACUGUGCAGCUGAAUAUUUUUCCCCCCCUUAGAUAUUUUUUUUUUCCCCCUUGCUGCUGGAUGGGCCUACCAUUUGUUGCAGUGCAGUGAGUUUUAAUGCUGCAGAUUGUGUAGCAGUUAAGGGGUUAAAAUAUUACCGCUCUUGUAAUUAUUUUUGUCUAUAUUUUCUGAAUAUUUUGUAUAUCCCUUAAUUUAUCCGCUUACAUCACCCUGUCUUAAGCGUCAGUUCUUCGAUCUUGUUACACAGAGACACAUGCACACAUAGCCUGGUCAUAAGAAGUAAGCCUUUUUUACUUUAAUGCUAAAUGCUUGCUGUGAGAUUAAUAGGGGUAACACUUGUGUCCAAGUUAUGAUCAAUUAAUGUAAAAACAAUCUCAGACGGGUUUUACACCUUUUUGUUAGUGACACAAUAAGCAGUUAUGUUUUGAGCAUUACUGCUCAUGUUUGUGUGCCUUGAAUGCAAUGCGACUUUGCAUUCAUUGGGUAACUUUAUUUAAAUUACACAAUGUCUCUCCAUGUCCAAAGGAGGAGAACCAUGAUGUUCAUUUCUUGGUGCUGAAAAUGGAAGCACAUAUUGUUGUCUUCUGAAAGUUUAACUUAAAGAGACACCCCAAGCACUCUAACCA